Cordyceps fumosorosea ARSEF 2679 is the source of this 1251-nucleotide messenger RNA. RefSeq lists its product as hypothetical. The record is from RefSeq and is a predicted model, not a curated record. The transcript has 3 exons. Lineage: Eukaryota; Fungi; Ascomycota; Sordariomycetes; Hypocreales; Cordycipitaceae. The coding region runs from base 1 to 1251 and encodes 416 amino acids.
AUGGGCAGUUCGGCUAGCACACAGCUGAGCGCGAGCACAAGUUCCAGUGAAGCCUCGUCACCGUCUACCAUUGCGACGUCAUCGCCGCCCGCGACUCCCACCGACAUCCUUGUCACAACCAGCACAGGUUUCACGAGCUCGACUGCUGUGCCAUCAUCAUCGAGCACACUCAUAACGAGCAGUACCAGCUCCACAAGCAUAGUCACCUCGUCCAUCUCCAAGACCACACCCGCCUUGUCAACCUCCUCCACCACUGCCCCCUCCUCUUCCGCGUUGGACACGCUCCCCAGCGUCAUCAUCGGGCCGUUGCCCACGCACAGCACCGCCGUCCCGCCCGCCGCCUACCGCUACAACCUCGACUACGCGAAGCAGCUCAACGCCGCCUUUGCAGGGCUCACGCCCGACUCGCCCUGCGAGCCCGGCAAGAUGGCCUGCCUUGGCCCGCGCACGCAGGGUGGCUGCGCGGCAAAUUCGCGCUACGUGCCCGUGCCGUGCGAGGGUAAGCAGAUCUGCGUGGCCCUGCCCAUGGCCACCGUCGACGGCGUCGUCAUCGGCUGCUCCGACCCGGACAAGGCGAUGGCGAUCCUCAACAUCGCUGCCUCCCGCCUCGUCUGCCCCGGCCUCGUCUACGUCGACGCCAACAUCAGCCCUGGCUUCGCCCCCGUCGACAACGACGACGACAUCCACCUCGCAACCGGCAAGCUCACCGACGACGAAGCCGGACACGACAUCGGUGAUCACCGUCACGAGCGUGCGGACGUCGUACAUUACCGUGACCACUGCUCCGCCCAGCACAUCCACACCGCCCCCCUCGACAUCGUCAUCCGCAUCGACUCCCGCACCGCCAUCAUCAUCACCCAUUCCAGCACCGACAACUUCAUCCCCUCUUCGACGGCGUUCCCUCCGGCCUCGUCCCUGCCGGACAGCACAGCGGCGAACCCGGCCUGGCGAUCCGGCGACGAAAUCAUCAUCACGCGCCCCGCACCGCCGGCCUCGCUCCCGCCCGUCACCAGCAACGUCGUCGUGCCCAUCAACAAGAACGGCAGCCCGACCACAACCGCGCGCGUGUCCCAGGCGGACGAGGACGCCGCGGGGCGGCCGCCGCGGACCACCAAGCUGGUCGGCGGCGUCCCGACGGUGGUGUACACGGUCACGCAGACGGCGACGGUGACGGAGCGCGAGACGGUGACCAGCCGCGAGACGGUGACGAGUCGCGAGACGGUGACGCUCAUCAUCACGCAAUCCUUGUGA